Ruditapes philippinarum (Manila clam) is the source of this 1077-nucleotide messenger RNA. RefSeq lists its product as uncharacterized. Lineage: Eukaryota; Metazoa; Mollusca; Bivalvia; Venerida; Veneridae. The record is from RefSeq and is a predicted model, not a curated record.
GAGAGAAUAGUGAUGAAAAGGAGAAGAACAUGGCUUCUGAAUGAAUCAAUCAUAAAUAUAAAUUACCAACUUCGUGUUGAAAAUAACUUAACUCAUAUUUUGGGGAGUCAAUCAGAAGGUACAACAACAAUAGGAAUAGAUUCAGACAUAGAUAAACUUAUUUGUUAUAAAACACUCCCUGUAACACAAGACUGGAGUGACUGGAUACCUGGUGAAAAUAAUCUUUUGAUGAUUCAAGAUAAUUCUGUAUCUCCUGGAUAUUGUUUACUUCAAGUGCUGAGAGAUGAUGCUCCUCUUCCUCUUGAUGAGCCUCUUGAUGAUGAAUCUGAUCAAUACUUCUUUAAAGACAGAACAGGAAAAAUACUUUUUCAAAAAUUCUAUAGUAUCUUAUAUAAAUAGAGACGGUGAUGUACAUGGGCCAGCAGGUGUACAUCAAGGACCAGGCUACUGUGAUAUAGAUAAUGUGUUUGCUCUACAUUGUUACAACAUGGCCACAACAAGCUAGACAAUGGUUGGAUCAACAAGGUGAAGGUCAAUGGCCGUCUGCUGAAAUGAAACAAUAUUGCAGCAGAACUGGAUGCUUUGUUGUUCCUGUUGGAUGUAGUGGCAGUGAACAUGAGCAACUUGAAUGGAGAAUAUCAACAUCUUUAGCAGAGAGGUGUUUAAUGUUCAACCUGAAUAUUACACAGAUUCGCUGUUAAGUCUUAAUCAAAAUGAUUUUAAAAACAUUUAUUAAUCUAUUAUUUCAAGAUGUGAUAUCCAGUUACAUGUGUAAAACUGUACUCUUCCACUGUAUUGCUUAUACACAUUCUAACAUCUGGAGAGAAAAUAACUUACUUUCUUGUCUAUCACUGUGUUUAUUUCUACUGUACAACAGUAUCAUUAAUGAAAAUUGUCAACAUUUUAUCAUACCUGGGAACAAUUUAAUGAGGGGAAAAAUUUCACCUGUAGUCAAACCAUAUAUCCUGGAAAUACUCAUCAAUAUCAUCAACAGUGAAGGAGUGGCACUACUUGGGACUAAAUGUGAUGAUCUUGGUUCCAGGCUUCAUCUCAAGUUUAAUAACUUCUGUCUAAUCA